This is a messenger RNA of Prunus armeniaca (apricot), 285 nucleotides long. Lineage: Eukaryota; Viridiplantae; Streptophyta; Magnoliopsida; Rosales; Rosaceae. The record is from the annotation of a GenBank genome assembly.
AUGAAAGUUGUACAAACAGUUUGGAAGGUUGGGAGAGAUGGAAUUGAGGCAGGAACCAAUCUUGUGCCGGAUUCUGUGCCAAGAUCAAUCGCAAGGGUUUCUGUGACAGUAGUUGCAUUGGCUCUUUCACUCUUUGUACUCAAGUCUUUACUGUCUACAGUUUUCUUUGUGCUGGCUAUGAUGGGACUUGUAUACUUUACAUUUAUAGCUUUGAAUAAGGAUGAAGGACCGAAGGGGGGUGGAGGCACCACCUCUACACCAAAGGAGGAGCAUGGAGAAGUAUAA